This is a messenger RNA of Vanessa atalanta (red admiral), 6232 nucleotides long. RefSeq names its product 3'-5' RNA helicase YTHDC2-like. Bases 107 to 4192 code for a protein of 1361 amino acids. The record is from RefSeq and is a predicted model, not a curated record. Gene Ontology annotation, molecular function: ATP binding; RNA binding; protein binding. Gene Ontology annotation, cellular component: intracellular anatomical structure. The transcript is spliced from 12 exons. NCBI's taxonomy places the organism in Eukaryota, Metazoa, Arthropoda, Insecta, Lepidoptera, Nymphalidae.
CUUGUUAUUUAUUCUCCAAUAUAGUGGAGUAAACAAAGUAAAAUAUAUUAAAACCUAGACACCAAUGGUUUAUUUCGUAUUGUUCUAUUUAUUAGUAUAAUAUAAAAUGAGUUCAAAGAAGGGUAAGCGUAAUUUAGGUAAUAAGCAUUUUCCAAUAGCCGAGUCUGUAAGUAUAGCUCUGAAGAUACAAUUGGAUAAGUUUUUAAACGACGAAAAUGAAACAGAACUUCAGUUCCCUACGUUUCUGUCGGCCCAAGAACGAGGAUUCAUUCACGAGACUGUCGCCAAGUUGGGGUUAAAGUCUAAAUCGCGCGGGAAAGGUGUGAAUCGGUACUUAACUAUAUACAAGCGAGUGGGAUCAACUAUUAUCCAAAAUGAUGCGAAGCUCAUACUCGACUCAAACAUGCGAUGUGUUAUCAAAGAAGUCUUCAAUGCAUUUCCUAUAACGGCCAAAGAAAAGGAAGAUUUGUCGUUAUCUCCUGAAAAAGAACGGGCUCCUCAGCUUAUUCAUAAAACACUGGGGCAAUUGAAUAAUGGUGUUGCACAGAUACCGAAUACAACAUAUAAUCCAGAUUUACUGAAAUUUAGGGAAAAAUUGCCAGUAUAUGAGCAAAGACAGGAUUUACUCAAUGCAAUUUUACAUAAUCAGGUGAUAAUUGUAGCAGGUGCAACAGGAUGUGGCAAGACUACCCAGCUCCCUCAGCUGGUGCUAGACUAUUGCCAAGAGCACAAGCAGCCAGCUAGGAUAUACUGCACCCAGCCUAGAAGAAUUUCUGCAGUUUCAGUCGCAGAGAGGGUGGCUUAUGAGAGAAUGGAGAAAAUAGGCCAGUCUAUUGGGUACCAGAUACGACUGGAGUCGCGUGUGAGUCCUCGGACUGUACUUACAUAUUGUACCAAUGGUGUACUGCUGCGGACGCUCAUGGGUGGUGAUACUGCUCUUACUGGUGUGACGCAUGUGCUGGUGGAUGAGGUGCACGAGCGCGACAAGUUCAGCGACUUCCUGCUGGUGGCUCUGCGGGACGCGCUCGGACGACUCAAAGACCUCAAGCUGGUGCUCAUGUCCGCCACCAUGGACACACAAAUAUUUUCCAGAUAUUUCAACAAUUGUCCUGUGAUAACCAUCCCCGGCCGCCUCCACGAGGUCCAACGUUACUACCUGGAGGAUAUACUGAAGAUGACCAAGUACACCACAAAGAAGAUGGUUCAGGUUGAAAGGGAACUGAAAGCUAAGCUGAAAAGCGGGCAGAGUUACUGGUCACACCUCGAAGGACAGAAACAGAGUCCGGAAGAGAUCAGCAAGGACGAAAAGGAAGCCAUCGAUCCGGCUCUCCAGGCCGACAUGGACGAAUUCCUGGACGAAUGUUUCAACGAGGGCAGCCUGGACUCGUUCAGCCAGCUGCUGUACAUGUUCAUGUCGGAGGGCGUGCCGGCGUCGCUGGCGCACUCGCGCUGCGGGCGCUCGGCGCUGGCGGGCGCGGCGCUGCGCGGCCUGCGCGACGUGGCCGAGCAGCUGCUGCGCAUCGGCGCCGAUCCGACACUGAAGGACAAGAGCGGGAAGACACCGUACGAUCACGCGGUCGAAAACGGCCAUACAGAGUGCGCCAAGCUGCUGGCGACUUUCGACCGCUCGGAGGAGGCCAAGAAUGGCCAGGAAGAGGAUACCUCGGCCGAUGACUUCCUGCUGGACGUUUACAACCACGCCUUCUCGGAGGAGCUGAUCGAUCACGAUCUGAUGCUCGCGCUGGUCAGACACAUACACAUGAACAUGCCCAAGGGGAGCAUUCUAAUAUUCCUGCCGGGGUACGACGACAUCGUGGCCCUAAGGGACUUGAUUCAAGGCUGUACGGAAAUGAACGUUAUGAAGUACCAGAUUUUCACAUUGCAUAGUAAUAUGCAAACGUUGGACCAAAAGAAAGUGUUCAAUCCUUUACCAAAUGCGAGGAAGAUUAUUAUUUCGACCAACAUCGCGGAGACGUCCAUAACGAUCGACGAUGUCGUUUACGUGAUAGACUCCUGCAAGGUAAAGGAAAAGUAUUAUGAGUCAAAUGGUGGUGUCUGCUCGUUGCAAUGUGUGUGGACCUCGCGGGCCUGUUGCCAGCAGAGAGCGGGCCGCGCCGGCAGGACCAAACCCGGCCACUGCUUCCACAUGUGCUCCAAGCGGAGAUUCAAAACUCUACCUCUCAAUUCCGUACCAGAAAUACUGCGAGUUCCUCUACAAGAAUUGUGUCUUCACACUAAACUAUUAGCCCCGGGCAACACGCCGAUAGCCGAUUUCUUAGCGAAAGCUCUAGAACCACCCUCAUUUUUGGCCGUCCGCAAUGCGGUCACUUUACUGAAAACGAUCGGAGCAUUAACCUCUAUGGAAGAUUUAACGGAAAUAGGUCAACAUUUGCUAGAUCUCACAGUCGAACCAAAGCUGGGCAAAAUGCUGCUCUACGCUUGUGUCAUGAAAUGCCUCGACCCGAUCUUGACGAUCGUAUGUAGCUUGGCCAACAAGGAACCGUUCCAGAUAUCGAUGAAUCCCGAAAACAGGAAAAAGGGUGGAUUAGCCAGAAAAGAAUUUGCCGCUGACUGCUACUCUGACCAUAUGGCGUUACUCAGGGCAUUCCAAGCCUGGCAGGCCGCCCGAGCCAAUGGCACGGAGAAGGCUUUCUGCGCUAAGUAUUUAAUUUGCGGUGCGACUAUGGAAAUGAUUGUGGGCUUCCGAUCUCAAUUAUUGGCUCAACUUAGGGCUUUGUGCCUCGUCAAAGCCAGAGGCUCCGGUGACAUAAAAGAUGUAAAUAUUAAUUCUGAAAAGUGGCACGUUGUUAAAGCCGUCCUGGUGAGUGGUCUCUACCCCUCUAUAGCGAGGGUAGACAGGGACUCGAGUACGUUGAGGACUUCUAAAGAAGUAAAAGUUGCCUUCCAUCCAAGUUCUACCUUACACCGCGGAGGUGGAGUCACAGGGUCGCAAAAGUCGGUCCAAAAUCUGCCGACUGAUUGGGUUGUUUUUGAGGAAAUAUCGCGUGUUGGACGGUUUUGUUUCAUUCGCUGCAAUACUUUAAUAACUCCACUAACAGUUGCUCUAUUCGGAGGGCCACUAAGACUCAAGAGCGGGGCGUUUACCCAGAGGGCAAACCCUCCUGGUCUGUCGAGUGAUUCGGAUAGUGAAGCAGACGAAAACAACUCGUCUCCGGACACGGCAGUGUUGACGCUCGAUGACUGGAUGGCGUUCACGGCCGACGCGUCCGACGCCAUCAGUGUUUACUAUUUGAGGCAAAAGCUUAGCGCUCUAGUGCUCCGUCGCAUGUCGAACCCCGCCAAACCUAUGAGUCCGUUAGAUGAACAAAUUUUAAGUACAGUGGUGCACGUCAUCGGCGCCGAAGAGAAAAACAUAGGACUGAUUCAACCGAGCGGCAUCGGACAGAGGCCCAAGCCUUUGACGUUAGAUUCUCCCAAUUGGCGAAUGCGCGUAGACGAAGAACAGUACCGGCACGAGAACAAAUACUAUCCACAGUACGGUCAAAACGACUACGGAAACAACUACUACCAGAAUAGUUACGGGUACAGGAACGGUCAAAGGCCGGGAUGGAGGAACGACGGCAUGCCGCAAGGGUUCUCGCCUCAGUCCUACAGCGGGCCGAAGAGCCCCAUGUCCCCCAACGGGAAGCUGCUGCUGGCGAACAUCGAGAAGUACGCGGAGGCCAGCGACGGCAGCGUGCGCUACUUCGUGGCCAAGGCGGACGACGUGCACGCCGUGGAGGCGGCGCAGGCCAGCGGCAGCUUCGCCUUCUCGCAGAACACCGCCAAGAAACUGCAGAAGGCCCAGCAGGAGGGUCACCGCGUGGUGGUGCUGUUCUCAGUGGCCAGCGCCUCCAAGUUCGUGGGAGCGGCCGCGCUCAUGGACUCCGGCGCGCUGGACUGGCUCAGCGGGCAGCACGCUCCGUACCACAUGCUAAGACACAUAGCGAAUUCUCUGACGGGCGGCAGCCGCGUGGCGGGCGCGCGAGACGGCACGGAGCUGUGCGGCGCAGCGGGGCGGGCUAUGCUCGCCGCACUCACGUCUCGGAGGAGACAUCCGCACGCGCAGCACUCGCAACACUCGCAGCACACACAGCACACACAUGGGCAGCACUCGCAGCACUCGCAGCACGCCCAGCACGCCCAUCCUCACCAGCCGAGACCCAUUCAGAAGCACUCCGGUGACCUUUAGUGGCGUAAACGAUACGGGAGACUCGAAGACUGCGGCCUCAAGUAUUCGCUUUUAAACUAAAAAGCAACCCAAAACGGUUAGGUUCGGCAUGAGCUUGAAAAUGACUGAGAUUUGAUGUCGCGUCCGAUUGCGCGGUGACGGUCGCGUCGUUAUAUAUUAUGUAACUUUUAAGAAUGUCCUGAUUUAUUAAGUAAUCACUCAGACACGUUUUAUUGUAUACUAAAUAUAUAAAAAAAGAAUCUUUUUCACUCAUUGAUUUCUAUAAUCUAUACACUUCUAUUACUUGUGUACAACGCAUGGUCGCACGACCUGAUAAACUAUUUGUCUAUGAAUGUUAAAAGAACUAAGCUUCGUUAUGCUAGUUAUAGCUUAGUAAAUAUACUAAUGGUUGUUUGUUUAUGUCAAUAUGAAUUGGUUAAGUAAAUGGACCAGCCGCUAGAUGACAUGUGCACUUGCCGCACUGACUGCACUAGCCGCACUAGUUAAAAACAACGUUGAAGAUUAUAGAAAAUAUUCGUUAAGGUGCUCGUAGCAAUGAAGCUAUUACUUUUAAUAAGAAUAAGUAACGAUUAAUUUUGUGAUAAAGUUAAUAAUUAUUUUUAUUAACAACUUGUUUCCUGUGAAUUUAAUAGUAACAUUAAUAUUAAUUUACGUCAUAUAUAUGUAUACUCUAUUCCAACCAUAAGAGGGGAAAAGCCAAAUAAACAACAUUUGACAGCAAAUUGACGCGAUAUCAUUGGUCAAGAGCUUCAUUUAUCUAUGAUAUUCACUUUGGUUGUGUAAAUAAUUUGGCGUUUUGAACGACAUCGAAACUUAUCGGAAUUUUGGAAGUAACAUUAAAGUGGAUAUAAGUAGUUAAGUGUAAUAGUAUUGUGUUAUAAAUAAAGAUAUAUCAAUCAUAUACUCAUAGUGAUGCACAACAUAGCUGAGUUAUCAGCAAAUCGCGUGAAAUACACGGUUUGUUUAUCUAUAUUCCUACUUCGGCUGGAAUAGGCUAUAUGUCUCAACCGAUGCACACAUUAUAGACAUUGAAAACGACAAUAAUAUAGUAUUAUUGUCACAUCCAUAUAAUAUAUUAAUUAUAAAAAUAUAUAUUUAUACAUAGUUUCAAUUUAAAAUACUUCAUUGACGCUUUAUUACCAUAAUGUCAAAAUGAAUUUAAUUGUUUUACUUUAAAGAAAAUUUUAAAUAUUGAUCUUGCUAGUUGAUAUUUAAAUAUAAAUGUACUAUUAGUAAUAAAUUGUACCCUGUGUGAUGGAAAUAAGGUCAAUUUCAUUGAUUUUUACACUGUCCGUUGCAUGAAAUUUUAUUUACAUAUUUAGAAUAAUAAAAUUUGUUUAUUAUACGAGAAUAGUACUUGCUUGUAGUUCAUAGAACUGUUAAGUUUUGUAUAGAUCCUAAUAUUUUUGAAAUUUAUUUAUGAAUAUGUGAUAGAUGACUUUGAUCUCUACAGAUUCUAAUUAUUUCACUAAAAUAUAAUUUUCGCGACUUUGUGUUGUAUCAAAGUUUAUAAUGUUUUUAAAUGCUGAAUCGCGGUGAUUGGUCGAAGCUAGAGAUUCCGAGUACUGCGUAAUCGGUUUUACCUAUUGUAUGUUUUUAACACUUCAUGUUUUAAUGCAACUGUACUUAAUGCCUAUUGUUUAAUAAAAAACGAACACUCUUAAACGUAGGGUAAUUAAUAAAAAAAUAUUUUAGUGUAACUCUGAUACUCAAGUAAAGACUCAUUUGUUAAUUUGCAUCACAGCUUUUAAUGAAAAUGUUAGAUUGAAUUGAUUCUGUAUUAAAUAUAAUAACGAGUCUUUGCUCAUUCACAGUUAAGAUUAAUAUUAAAUGUCCAGCUUAAAGUUUAAACUUAUGUUUGUGAACUUCGUUUACGAGUUGACCAAUGAUAGAUUAGCAUUAGUGCUAUUAAUUGUUAUAGUGUGUGCUUCUUAACGUUUUCUAUAAGCUAAGACAAAAAAAACUGGGACUCAGGAUUUAUCUGUAACUAAAUGUUAAUGUUGUCUGAUUUUAAAAACAGUGUGGAUGAAAAAUAAAAAA